AUGCCUACUAACGGCAAUGUGACGAUGUUCAUAUUGUUAGGGUUGACACCAGAUCCCCAAAAACAAAAACUGGUGUUUUUCAUCUUCUUAAUUUUCUAUGGAGGUACUUUUGUGGGGAAUAUGCUCAUAAUCGUGACCAUCAAGUUCAGCAGGACACUCGGCAGCCCCAUGUACUUCUUCCUGUUUUAUUUGUCCAUGGCUGAUUUCUGUUUUUCCACAUCCAUAGCCCCCAGACUCAUUGUGGAUUCCCUCUCUACCAAAAAACUCAUUUCCUAUAAUGAGUGUAUGACCCAAGUCUUUGCGCUGCAUAUAUUUGGUUGCAUGGAGAUCUUUGUCCUCAUCCUCAUGGCUGCUGAUCGCUAUAUAGCCAUCUGUAAGCCCUUGCGCUACCCAACCAUCAUGAGAAGACAGGUCUGUGUCAUCUUGAUUGUGUUUGCCUGGAUUGGGUCUUUUAUACAUGCCACUGCCCAGAUUGUCUUGCUCUUAAAAUUGCCCUUCUGUGGGCCCAAUUUAAUUGACCAUUAUUGCUGCGAUUUGCAGCCUUUGUUGAAACUUGCUUGCAUGGACACUUACAUGGUCAACCUGCUGUUGGUGUCCAACAGUGGGGUAAUUUGUUCAACCAGUUUCUUGAUUUUGUUGAUCUCAUAUGUUGUCAUCUUGCAUUCACUGCGAAAUCAUAGUGCAGAAGGGAGGAAGAAAGCUCUCUCCACUUGCACAUCUCACAUUAUUGUAGUUAUAAUAUUUUUUGUUCCAUGUAUAUUCAUGUAUACACGUCCUCCUACUACUUUCCCUGUGGAUAAGAUGGUGGCAGUGUUUUAUACCAUUGGAACACCCUUUCUCAACCCACUGAUUUACACACUGAGGAAUGCAGAAGUGAAAAAUGCCAUGAGAAAGUUAUGGAGUGUUAAAAUCAUGACUAAAUGA
This is a messenger RNA of Dipodomys ordii (Ord's kangaroo rat), 924 nucleotides long. RefSeq names its product olfactory receptor 4C11-like. Gene Ontology annotation, cellular component: membrane. The transcript has a single exon. Gene Ontology annotation, biological process: G protein-coupled receptor signaling pathway. NCBI's taxonomy places the organism in Eukaryota, Metazoa, Chordata, Mammalia, Rodentia, Heteromyidae. Bases 1 to 924 code for a protein of 307 amino acids. Gene Ontology annotation, molecular function: olfactory receptor activity; G protein-coupled receptor activity. The record is from RefSeq and is a predicted model, not a curated record.